AGUCAUUCUUUCUUACGAUUUAUUAUCGGUGAAAUCGCUUUGGCAUUGAUGAGACCAAGAUUCUCGAAGGUGCUUGUAAAUUUUUCGUUCUUUUAUUUAUUUUCCGUUUCUUAACAUGAUUGAAGGUCGCGCCAAUGAAUUACCCGACUUUCAAGUCUUUCAAACAGUAGUAAAAUACUGUUUGGUAAUUAUAAUCGUACCGGUUAUUUCAUUCUUCACUGCUAAGAUAGUACUUUUCGAUAGCCUUUUGCGAUUGGAUAUAACUACGAGCAGCGUAUACUCCGCCGUUGUGGCCGUCCUUGUACUGCAUGUGACUCUCGGUCUCUACAUUUACAAAGCUUAUGGUACAACGGAUACCGCACCGCCUGCGAAACCAGUGAAGAAGGAUUAA
Cydia amplana is the source of this 391-nucleotide messenger RNA. RefSeq names its product vacuolar ATPase assembly integral membrane protein VMA21 homolog. Gene Ontology annotation, biological process: vacuolar proton-transporting V-type ATPase complex assembly. The transcript is spliced from 2 exons. Gene Ontology annotation, cellular component: endoplasmic reticulum membrane. The record is from RefSeq and is a predicted model, not a curated record. The coding region runs from base 116 to 391 and encodes 91 amino acids. Lineage: Eukaryota; Metazoa; Arthropoda; Insecta; Lepidoptera; Tortricidae.